Molecule: messenger RNA, 5034 nt
Organism: Rhododendron vialii
Lineage: Eukaryota; Viridiplantae; Streptophyta; Magnoliopsida; Ericales; Ericaceae
Exons: 8
Coding region: 44-4711 (1555 amino acids)
Biological process (GO): telomere maintenance; DNA repair
Molecular function (GO): DNA helicase activity
Source: RefSeq, a predicted model, not a curated record
AACCUCUUAAGCAACUACUAAGCCUCCAUUCAAUCCACAAGCUAUGGACAAUGUCUUCAAAAACGUCAGUGUUGUGCUUCGAGAGGAAUGCGAUAUGAAUAUGAUCCGCUUUCUUAGGGAUAAAGAAAUGGAGCACGCAAAGUCCAAGGGAAAAGAGAAAGUCAUCUAUGCAAAUAAGAGAAAAGAUAAUUCAUGUCCGGGAAUUGGACAUCUUCGAGAUAAAAACAUCGGUAUUGUGAUCCGGGAGGGGCGAGACCUUGAAAUGGCGCAGGCAAAGUCCAAGGAAAAAGAGAAAUUAAUCUCUGCAAGUAAGGGAAAAGAAAAUGCAUUUCCAAUGGGAACUAAUGGUAGCACGAUAUCAAAAGCUUCCUUGGCCCAACGUAAAAGGCGAGAACGCGAAAGAAGUGAUAAAAAUCGCCCUUCAUAUCAAUCGGGCCAACGCUUGCGACGAGAGAGGGAUAGAGCGCUAUCGUGCAUCCAACCGAUAAAAGCCACCUACUUCCCUUCUCUGACACCUACCCGUCGAGACAUCACGGAGCAUGAAGCACUUACAGUCCAACAACCCUAUAAGCGACAGAUGGUUAGUCGUCUUUCAUGUUCGAUCUCUGCGCAGAGCACAUCUUGGGCUACACAAAAUGAAAGAUCUACCCCUAACAAUCAACUCCAUGAAGAACAAACGACGGCUAUGGAAUUAGAGAUUGAUGCUAGAGCCCACGUAAACUCAUACCCUUUGAAUCUCACGCACGAAGAUAAUCUAUGUAGUGAAGAAGAAGAAGAUAUGACUUUGGAAUUAGAGGUUGAUGCUAGAGCCCGCGUAAAUUCAUGUCGGCAUUUUCUUGGCAAGAUGGAUGCAUUAUGUCGCUUUUGUAAAGCUUUACAUUGGGUGGACGAAAAAUUGGUAAAAUCGUCUAAAAAAAAUCCCUUAUUCGGAACUUGCUGCUUGCAAGGAAAGGUUAAGCUACCUUUGCUUAUGACACCUCCUCCACCAAUUCAAGCAUUGUAUGAUGGGAAUGAUGUUCGGUCUAAAUCGUUUCGGGAUAAAACUCGAGUUUACAAUGCAGCCAAUGCUUUCACGAGUCUUGGAGCCACAUUAGAUACAAGAGUUUUAAGUGGAAGGGGUCCAACAUCAUUCACUAUUCAUGGAGAAUUGCGACAUCGUACAGGAUCACUAAUGCCACUACCGAACCAAGAAGCAUCCUAUGCUCAACUUUACAUUUAUGACCCUAAUUCAGCUCUUGAUAUUCGCAACCGUAGAAAUCCUAAAUUGAGAAGGGAUGUCCUUGGAACUAUUCAAGAUUGUUUGUUGCAAGUUAAUCCAUUUGUUGGUAAAUUUCGCCAGGCUCAUGCGAUUUUAAAUCAACUAGCGGAGAGAGAACAAACUUUACCUGCUCAUCUCCAUUAUAGUCCGUCAACAGAUCGUCGACGAUAUAAUUUACCAACUGCAGAUGAGAUUGCUGUCAUUAUACCAGGAGAUGGGACUAAAACAAGUGGGUUAAGAGACAUUGUUUUACAUCUAAGGGGAAACAAUGGGCUUAUGCGGAUAAAUGAAUGCCACCCAGCAUACUUGCCGUUGCAUUAUGUUCUGUUAUUUCCACAAGGUGAGCUUGGAUGGGACCCUGAUUUCAAGCAAUGGAAUGUUAGUAAUGAUGAGGCUUCAACUGAUCGACUCACCCAAUUGCAGUUUUACAGCCAUCGUUUGUUUGAGCGUCGUAUCGAGUAUUCAACUAUUUUGAGAGGAGGCAAACUAUUCCAAGAAUUCUUGGUAGAUGCUUGGGCCUCAACAGAACAAAAUCGAUUGACAUUCUAUAAGAUGAAUCAAGGAAAACUUCGUGUUGAGCUUUAUGAAGAUUUGAAAGAUAUUGGUCCAGAUGAAUUGGGACCCAAUCAAAUUGGUAAAAGGGUCGUUUUGCCAUCUUCAUUUACUAGUGGUCCAAGACAUAUGUUCGAAAUUUUUCAAGACUCAAUGGCUAUCACACGAUAUAACCACCACCCUGAUAUCUUUCUCACAAUGACUGCAAAUCCCAGUUGGCCAAAAAUUAUCGCAGCUUUGUUACCACAUCAGAAAUCUAUUGACCGCCCGGAUUUAAUUGCCCGUGUUUUCGAGUUGAAAAGGAAGGCAUUGAUGAAGGAGAUAGAAACAAACAAAGUGUUUGGUAAGAAAGUUGCACAUGUUUUUACUAUUGAAUACCAAAAGCGGGGGCUACCACACAUGCACGAACUAACAUUUCUUGGAGGUCCUGAUAAAAUUCGAACAUGUGCUAAGGUAGACAAAUUAGUGUGCGCCGAAUUCCCAGAUCCAAUAGAUGAUCCAGCACUUUUUGAAACUGUCCUGCGUUGUAUGGUACAUGGACCAUGUGGAGCACGAAAUCCUCAAGCACCAUGUAUGGAAAACGGGAUAUGCACUAAAAGAUACCCACGAGACUUUGCGGAAGAAACUACCAUGGACCAAGAUGGUUAUCCCAUUUAUCGUCGUCGCAAUACUGGAAAAGUCUAUAUUGUGAGGGGCCACCCAGUCGAUAAUAGGGAUAUUGUUCCCUACAAUCCACAUCUCUCAAGGAUGUUCAACUGUCACAUUAAUGUGGAAGUUUGUGCGGGAUUACGAUGUGUAAAAUAUAUCCACAAGUAUAUUUACAAGGGUUAUGAUUGCACAACGAUGGUGUUGGGAGGGGACAAUGAGAUUCAACAAUAUCUUGAUGCAAGGUAUAUUGGACCUCCUGAAGCAGCUUGCCGAAUAUUUGGUCAUCGUCUUCAUGAAGAGGUGCCAGCAGUUGUUCGAUUAGAAGUUCAUUUACCCGGAAUGCACAGUUGUAUUUUCAAUCCAUCCGAAAGCUUGGAAACAAUCAGAGCUAGAGGUGCUCAUCAAAAGUCAACCCUCACGGCCUUCUUUUCAUGGUACGCUUCUAACAAAGAUGCACCCAAAUACACUUAUCAAGAGUUUCCACAACAUUUUACGUGGAACAAGACAAGUAAGAUCUGGACACCGAGAGUAUCUGGGUUUGCAAUUGGCCGAAUGUACUUUGCGAGUCCUAACUGUGGGGAGAGAUUUUAUUUGCGUUUGCUACUAACUGUUGUCAAAGGACCAACAUCCUUUGAAUGCUUACGCACGGUUGAAAAUGUGGUGCACCAUACAUUUAAAUCAGCCUGUGUUGCGAGAGGGCUAUUGGAGGACGAUGAUGAAUGGGUACAAUGUUUACAGGAAGCUGCUGUUAUGAAAACUGGAUACCAAUUGAGGAGAUUAUUCAGUAUAAUUCUCACGCAGUGCUCUCCGAUACACCCAUAUGCUUUAUGGAAACAUUUCUCAAUUCAUAUAUGUGAUGAUCUCGCACACAAAAUUCAUACAUUGUUUGCCAUAUCUAACCCAUCAGAGGCUCAGAUUGAGGACUAUGGUCUAUAUCUUUUAAAUCAUUUACUACAAGAAUCUAGCAAGACCUUGCUUGACUUCCCUCCCAUGCCGCAACCAAAUGAAAAUUGGAGUGCAAUAGUUGGGAACAGAUUGAUUCUUGAACAUCGACAACUUCAGAUUGAGGCGCAACAAGCAGAUGCACCAUUUAAUGUUCAUUGUCUGAAUAGUGGACAAAGCAUUGCGUACGAUGCCAUCACUUCUUCAGUAUUUGAAAACAAAGGGACUAUGUUCUUUUUGAAUGGGGGUGCUGGAACAGGAAAAACUUAUUUGUACAACACAAUUGCUGAAAAAUGUCGAACUCUCGGCCAUAUUGUUGUCUCUGUGGCCUCAUCUGGAAUUGCAUCAUUGCUAUUGACAGGAGGUCGUACUGCACAUUCGACCUUUUGCAUCCCAUUAGAUGUGAUGGAAGAUUCAUUUUGUGGGUUUAAAAAGCAAUCCAUACAAGCAGAGCUGUUUAGAGAGACAAAACUCAUAAUCUGGGAUGAAGUUCCUAUGCAACAUAGAUAUUGUGUUGAAGCUGUUGAUCGGACACUUCGAGACAUUUGCGACAAUGAUAAGCCAUUUGGGGGAAUCACUAUUGUUCUUGGUGGAGACUUUCGACAAAUCUUACCAGUUGUUACUAGAGGAAGUCGUGAGCAAAUUGUGAAUGCAUCAUUGAGACGAUCUACGUUGUGGAAGGAGAUUGUUGUCUUGACAUUGGAUGUAAAUAUGCGUUUAGAUCAAGCCGAUUUUGGAAAUGCUAAUUUUGCGACAUUUUUGACUGAGGUCGGAACCAUCCCACAAGAAACCGUAAAACUUCCAUCAACAAUACGCAAAUGUCGGGAUCUCAAUGAAUUAUUGUCUACAGUUUAUCCACAGCUGGAUGUCGUAGAUGCAUCAACUCCCACAUUUUUAACUGAGCGUACUAUUCUUUCUGCGAGGAAUGAGGAUGUCAAUGCAAUCAAUGCUGUUGCAUUGAAUAUCUUUCCAGGUGAUGCUAUUAGUUAUUUAGCGGCAGAUAAAAUGUCUGAAGAUGAAGAAGUUGAUCGUACCAUUGCAAAUCGAUAUCCGAAUGAGUACUUGAACUCAUUAGAUCCAACUGGGCUACCACCGUUUAAGGUAGAGGUGAAAGUAGGUUGUCCUAUAAUUUUAUUAAGAAACAUUGCACCGAAAGACGGCCUUUGUAACGGCACAAGGAUGAUGGUUGUUAGAUGUGCCCCGCGCAUAAUUGAAGUCCUAAUAUUAACAGGAGGACAUUUUGGCAAAUUUGCAUUCCCCCUCAUCUUCAGAUUUACCUUUUCGAAUGACAAGACGUCAAUUUCCAAUUAGAUUGGCAUAUGCACUGACCAUUAAUAAAUCCCAAGGACAAUCAGUAAAAUUUGUUGGGGUUGAUUUGCGUACACCCGUAUUUAGUCAUGGACAGUUAUAUGUGGCGCUAUCAAGAUGCACCUCUUUUGAUCGUGUCAGCGUUCUUCUCCCUAAUAAUGAGCUUGAUGAUUCCACAACAAACAUUGUUUAUCCUGAAGUGUUAUUGUCGUGAUGUGUAAUCAAAACAACCAGUAGCCAAUAUUUAAAGGAUUGGGAUGAAAAGGCUAUGGAUCUCAAAAAGGAACAAUAUGACAUCAACAAUACUGCAAUGGAAACGUAAUAAG